GGCUCUCAGCUCACGCGAUCAGUGAAUCAGUCUAAUUUGACCAACUUCCGAGGUCAGUGCACGUCCGUGUUUAUGUGAGCCUUCAUAAGCUGGGGCGCACAAAUAUAAGUGGAUGUAAUACGAGACUGACUGGUACAUUUUAACGUAAAAAUUUAGUUUGGUGUAUGGCAGUAAAACGAUGUAUGCCAUUGUUGAAUUCGUGGUUGGCGAGAAGCGAGAAUGUGCAUUAGUGCCAGUUUUGUGGCUGGUGGAUAAUAAUACCAUCUGCUACUGGCCACGCACGAAGAAUGAGGAGCAUUUCCUAAAAUUAGUCAAAUCAAAGGCAAUAUAUCAGAAAACAUGGCCCAAGUAUCCUGUUCACAACGUUCUGCAUACUGGAGAAAGCUUCGACGCACUACAAAAGACGAUGACGCACAUCAUAGAACACGGUACAUCCGAGGAAGAUGGCACAGUUUACACCAUUAGUAAGAAAUCCACAGGGCAUUGUUAUGAAAGAGAGUCGCAGAGCAAUGAUGAAGAUGAAGAGGGCAAUGAUGAAGCUGUCGUACGUGAAAAUAUAUCCAAAAAGCGUAAACAUACAAAGAAAUCCAAGAAGAGCAAAAAAAAGAAGGUAAAGCGUCAACGUGAGACGUCUUCAGAUACUGCAGAUGAUACAUCAUCAGUUGAUGAAAAUUCUCCACCAACACACCAUCCCACUUCGAACCCACGACAGAAUUUCAACAUAUCCAAUGCAUCACCUGUUAUCGUUUCUGUAAAUGAGACAGCUCGCCCUUCAGCCCACAGUUUGACAAGGUCGGUAACUGAAUAUGACCUAUCAACGUCACAAACUUUAGCCUCAAUCUCGAAUUUGGUAGCUGAAGCUGCAACUGUAGUUGCAUCCCGAAAUCCACUGAGGCCCAUUGACGAGAAAGCUCUACAAUAUUUGGAACGUAUAAAAUCUUGUGUAGACCAGAAUCAACUCAUGCUGAGGAAAAUCAUAUCGAGGCAGCAAGCAACUAACGUGGACAGCGUACAAAGGCCAGAGGUAUUUCCAACGCUUCCAAUUGAAACAAUGGAAGAAUUUGCGAACCUCGAAGAACUUCUCAAAUCGAAUGAGCAUCGAAUAUACCUGACACAAAAACUAUCCUCUAUUGGAGGCACAAGUGGCCGUCAAUGCGUAUUGGCUGUUCUCAAGUCAUUACUAACAAACGAAUUAGCCAUGCAGUUCAAUUGGGCUGGUAGAGAUAAAAUUGCUUUCCAAAAGACACUGGUGAUGCAAGUUAUUUACGAUGCUGUUAAAGCUACUUUCCAUGGUAAGGAAUUAGUAAGCGAUAUCAAGGAAGCGAAUAUUGCAGCUGCAGUUAAAGAUUGGUUGAAACUCGCUCGAUCGCGAUACUCCUACGUACCUAAAAGACGCCUUCAAUAGUAUCUGUGUUCUCUUCCGAAAUAAUGUGUCAAUACUUUUUCUAACUCACUCUGCCAGGAUUGUGAUUUUUUUUCAAGUCCCAAGAGAAAGCUAACGAUUUUCCUCAUUGAGGUGUAUCCACUGUAUAAUUAGUUUGUUUUAUGUUUCAUUCGUUGUCAAACCACUCGUAUCCGAUACAAGUUUUUGUUUGUUUAGAUUUACUUAAGUUUACUGUAUGUUGUACUUCUAUACUCAAGUCCGGAGUAAAUGAAAGAUAACGAUUUUCCUCAUUGAGGUACAAUCAUUGUAUGAUUAUUUUGUUUCAUGUUUUAUUUGUUAUCAAAGUACUCGUAUCGGAUACAAGUUUUUGUUUGUUUAUAUUUACGUAAGUUUACUAUUUGCUAUAGCUACUAUACUCUUGUGAGUAUAUCUAUGCAAUGUAAGUAUACGUAUUUGUAAAAGACUGUGUGUAUAUUACAUCCCUGUCAACUUUGACGGAUUAGCAGUGAUAUCGAGGAAGUGAAUGCUCCAGCUGCGGUCGAAUAAUAAUUAAAACUUAUGCGUACUGCGUACCUAGACAACGCUUUCUAUAGCGUCUGUGUUAUUUUUUGAAAUAAUGUGCCAAUACUUUUUAUUAUUUUACUUUGUCAGGAUUGUGAUUUUUUACCUAGUCCCGAGAUGAAAGCUAACGAUUUUCCUCAUUGAGGUGUAACCAUUGUAUAAUUAUGUUGUUUUGUGUUAUAUUCGUUGUCAAACCACUCGUAUCCUAUACAAGUUUUUGUGUAUUUAGAUUUACUAAUACUACUGUACUGUUGAUUGUAUGUUGUACUUCUAUACUCAAGUCCGGAGUAGAUGAAAGAUAACGAUUUUCCUUAUUGAGGUAUAAUCAUUGUAUGAUUAUUUUGUUUCAUGUUUCAUUUGUUAUCAAACUACUUGUAUCGGAUACGAGUUUUUGUUUAUUUAUAUUUACUCAAGUUUACUAUUCAAUUGCUAUAGCUACUAUACUCUUGUGAGUAUAUCUAUGCAAUGUAGGUAUUUGUAAAAGACUGUGUAUAUAUUACAUCCCAGUCAAGUUUCACGGAUUAGCAGUGAUAUCAGGAAAGUUAAUACUCCAACUGCGGUCCAAUAUUGGUUAAAACUUGCGUACUGCGUACCUAGAAGACGCCCUCUAUAGCAUCUGUGUUCUGUGUUGAAAUAAUGUGCCAAUACUUUUUAUUAUUUUACUUUGUCAGGAUUGUGAUUUUUUACCUAGUCCCGAGAUGAAAGUUAACAAUUUUCCUCGUUAGGGUAUAAUCAUUGUAUGAUUAUUUUGUUUCAUGUUUUAUUUGUUAUCAAACCUCUUGUAUCGGAUAUAAGUUUUUGUUUGUUCAUGUUUACUUAAUUUUACUAUUUGCUAUACUUCUAUACUCUUGUGAGUACAUCUGUACGAUUGAGGUAUGCGUAUAUGUAAAAGACUGUAUGUUUAUUUAUACAUCCCAGUCAACAUUCACACAGUUACAUCGUUGGCAUAAUAAAAUGUCCGCAUCAACGAUACAGACAAACUGGUAUAUAAAAAACUACUGUUAUGUUUCGGAUACAUUGUUAAAGCGGAUAUUUCGAUACGUGUGCAAUGUAACUAUUGUCAUUGUUGCCUUGGAUGAAAGUACCUUAUAAUAAAUAUAUAUCAUGUUUCGCAAA
Messenger RNA from Neodiprion virginianus, 3061 nucleotides. RefSeq lists its product as uncharacterized. Lineage: Eukaryota; Metazoa; Arthropoda; Insecta; Hymenoptera; Diprionidae. The record is from RefSeq and is a predicted model, not a curated record. Bases 179 to 1405 code for a protein of 408 amino acids. The transcript is spliced from 6 exons.